This is a messenger RNA of Talaromyces marneffei, 1011 nucleotides long. RefSeq lists its product as uncharacterized. The coding region runs from base 1 to 1011 and encodes 336 amino acids. The record is from RefSeq and is a predicted model, not a curated record. The transcript has a single exon. Lineage: Eukaryota; Fungi; Ascomycota; Eurotiomycetes; Eurotiales; Trichocomaceae.
AUGUCGCGGAAGACCAUCCUUCUGAUGGGAGCUCCAUCUGGGAGACUACAAUGGGAUGACAAGGACCUCCUCAAGGUCGCUGUACCGCCAUUCACACAGUGGUCGUCACCCACAAGCACUUCAUCUAGACCGGACUCGACCAAAUGGAGGGUUUUGCAAAGCGCAAAUACAGCCAAACGUCACCGUCCGGAGUGGACGCAGGAUACUAUUUUUCUCGAUACUGCCAAUCUGCCUACUAAGAUGCCCAGAAUUUCCGAUGAUAUACUUCUCUCGCAGUUCUAUGAACAUUCAUUAUCAAUUCUAGGGCCCAGUUUCUCCUCUGAGUCAGAUAUAAAUGACACCAUAUUGCCUUUUGAUGAAGACGAUAGUGAUGUCGACGAGAGUAUAAGCUCCGUCGUGCCAGGCAGCGCUGAAGCAGUUCCUUUCCCUUAUCCGCGUGAACUGCACGAUAUAAAGGAUAUCCCCAAUGCUUCAUAUCUUCGAUCAAUCAUUCCACAAACUCCGAGUGUUACUCUUGUUGUGGCUGUCAUGGGUAUUAAUCCCUUACGACGAGUCACAGCGCGACAAUCAAAACAAGAGCUAGAUAUCUUGGAGCUUAUUGUCGGAGACGAGACCAGGACUGGAUUUGGGGUUACUUUUUGGCUUCCUGUACCGGAAAACCAGAAACAGGGAAAUAAUUCGGCUGCCGAGUUUAGAGAGAAAAUCCUAGGUAUUCGUUUGCGCGAUAUCAUUCUCAUGAGGAACGUGGGACUUGGAUCCUUUCAGGACCUAGUAUAUGGUCAAAGUCUUUGGAGAGGCAUGACCAAAGUAGAACUCUUGCAUCGACAACAAGUUGACUCGCAGGACGUUCAAGGUGCAUAUUCUACUGUUGCGAUUGGCACAACCACCCGUGAAGACAAACUACUUUGUAAAGUACGCAAUGUGCGAGACUGGUUGUUGAAUUUUGUUGGGACAAAGGCGCGGCAUGGCAGUCAUAAUGUUGGACAGUCCUUACCACCGGAUACGCAGUAG